Achroia grisella is the source of this 2420-nucleotide messenger RNA. RefSeq lists its product as uncharacterized. Lineage: Eukaryota; Metazoa; Arthropoda; Insecta; Lepidoptera; Pyralidae. Bases 131 to 1834 code for a protein of 567 amino acids. The record is from RefSeq and is a predicted model, not a curated record. The transcript is spliced from 4 exons.
CGCGCGCGCACCUCCCGCGUCGUAUAACGGACGACCACGUGGUUUUAGUGGGAUUGUGUGUGCGAACUGUGUGUGUGUUGGAACGUUUCCUGUUUUUUUUGUUUUCGAUUCCAGUGGAGAUUCGACGAGGAUGCGGGCGCGGCGCGGACUGACUAUAGGCGUUCUUCUCAUAUUACAUAUGAGUGGAACCCUCAGUGACCAGUCUUCAAAUGAAAGUAGCAGUGGAGGUAAUGCGGGUGCUGAUUCCAAUAGUGCUGCUGAGCCUUCAGCAGACCAGUUAGCAAUGGAGUCAUCAGAACGGGAAACCCCAAGUCAUGCGUAUAACGGACCUCCACCACCGGCUCCACCACCGCAUAACAGACGGCAGAAUCCACCUCACCAUCAGCCUCAUCACCCAUUAGGCAUGCCAAGGAUUCCCAAUCAUCAUCCAAUUCAUUCAAAACCAUUCGCUUUAGGACAUCCAGUGAACCAUCACAAAAAUGAUAUUGGACCAGGUUUCCGUGGACCUCCUCCUCCACCUGCACCUCCUGCUGAUGCUCAGACAUCGGCCAGUGAAAAAGUAUUCAGUGGCGCCGGGGACGUCUGGCCCGCUCCCGCUCCUGACAUGCCGAAGAUCGUAUCACUUGAUGUGAAAUGUGAAAAAAAUGCCAUGCGUGUUUUUCUUAGCUUCGACAAACCGUUCUUUGGAAUAGUGUUCUCUAAGGGACAUUAUUCCAACCAUCAGUGUGUACAUCUACCACCUAAUUUAGGUAGAUCAACUGCAUCCUUCGAAAUUGGUGCUCAUGCAUGUGGUACAGCCGGCAGCGGCGAUCCACGAUACAGAGGAGAUGUUGCAGCCGCUGGAACUUACUUUGAAAAUGUAAUAGUUAUUCAAUACGACCCUCAAGUGCAAGAAGUUUGGGAUCAAGCACGUAAGUUACGUUGCACAUGGCAUGACCAAUAUGAAAAAGCAGUAACAUUCAGACCAUUCCCAGUUGAUAUGUUGGACGUUGUAAGAGCAGACUUUGCUGGUGAUAAUGUUGGUUGUUGGAUGCAAAUUCAAGUGGGCAAGGGACCGUGGGCAUCAGAAGUGUCAGGUCUUGUGAAGAUUGGUCAAACAAUGACCAUGGUUCUGGCCAUUAAGGAUGAUGAUGCGAAAUUCGACAUGUUAGUUCGAGAUUGUGUAGCUCAUGAUGGUCAACGCGCUCCUAUACAAUUAGUCGAUAGGCGAGGCUGUGUAACAAGACCAAAAUUAAUGUCAAGAUUUACAAAAAUUAAGAAUUUCGGAGCUAGUGCCAGCGUUCUUUCAUAUGCUCAUUUCCAAGCCUUCAAAUUCCCUGACUCUAUGGAGGUCCAUUUCCAAUGUACUAUUCAGAUUUGCAGAUACCGGUGUCCUGAACAAUGCUCUGAUGGAGGCCAUAAUGUCAUUGCGCCACAUGCGGAGUAUGGACCUCCACAGAUUGAUGCUUACCCUGUAGGUGUUGAAGCCAGAAGGGAUGAAAGACGAGUACGACGACAACGACGAGCUACUUCUCCAGAAAAAGAAGUUGGGGUAAACAGAGUCAUCCGUGUGGUAUCUGCUGGCGAUUUAAAUUUGGAUACAUCGGAAGAUACUCCUGCUCCCAGGAUUGUUCCAACUCCAGGGCUAGUUUGUAUGACUACUCCUGGUUUUGCAGCUACGCUUGGCGCUCUUCUUGCCACUUUACUCUGCUCUUGUGCUGUAUCAGCAGUAUUAUUUAUAAAAUUGCGUCCUAUGACAUCAUUGAAAAAGAAAACAGCAGCUAUCGCCACGAUAGCCCGGCCACACCCACCGCCCACUGCACAUGUAAUUUCAAAAAGUCAGUUCUAUUCGUAACGUCGCCUAUUUAACUCAAUUUGUACAUAUUAGUGUGAUGAGACUGAAGUAUGAGAAUCGUGCAAAUUAUAUGUGCGUGUAAUCAGUGUGCUCAAACAUAUUAAAUGGAAUUGCAGAAGUAUGUAUUUAGUAUUAAUAAUUUAUUAAAUUUUAAUUUAUUACAACAAAGGCCUUAAAGACGCUUCAAUUAAAAUAUUUGUUUCCUAUGUGAUGAAUUAUAGGUAGAAUAUGAGGCAUAUAUUUAUUAUUCUACAUCAAUACAUUCAGCUUUUCCAUUGUAUUACGUUUUAUUGUAUGGCCUGUAGUUGUGACAUAUUGACAUUGUGACAGUCCAAUGAUGGGGCGAAGUUAGAACAAAUUAUUCAAUUCACAAAAUGUAGUAUUACAUUUAUCAUAAGUACAAUCUUCUGUUACCUCUUUUCGAAUAGAGUAUUUGAAUUAGGGGCAACGGAAAAUACACGUGUUUUAUCAAUAUUUAGGUGAACCGCUAGCAUAUAAUUUAAAAUAACUUGUCAUUAGUAUUAAUAUUAUUUAAUUUAGUUAAGUUAUCGAUGUAGUCAUUGCUACGUGUAAUUUAUUUAUUUUA